Molecule: messenger RNA, 569 nt
Organism: Phlebotomus argentipes
Lineage: Eukaryota; Metazoa; Arthropoda; Insecta; Diptera; Psychodidae
Gene: RpS19a
Product: small ribosomal subunit protein eS19A
Exons: 3
Coding region: 44-511 (155 amino acids)
Biological process (GO): ribosomal small subunit assembly; translation
Cellular component (GO): cytosolic small ribosomal subunit; ribosome
Molecular function (GO): structural constituent of ribosome; RNA binding
Source: RefSeq, a predicted model, not a curated record
CGAUAGCGACGCCCUCUCUUUCCGUUUUAGAUUGUCAAGCAAGAUGCCAGGCGUUACAGUAAAAGACGUGGAUCAGCAUAAGAUCGUCCGGGCUGUUGCCUCCUUCCUCAAGAAGUCCGGCAAGCUAAAGGUGCCCGAGAAGAUGGACAUUGUGAAGACGGGCAAGUACAAAGAGCUGGCCCCCAGUGAUCCCGACUGGUACUACAUUCGCUGCGCCUCCAUCCUGCGCCAUAUGUAUCUGCGCCACCCCGCUGGCGUGGGCUCCAUCACCAGGAUCUUUGGUGGUCGCAAGAGGAACGGUGUCCAUCCGUCUCACUACUGCCGUGCUGCCGACGGAGUCGCGCGCAAGGCUCUGCAGUCCUUGGAAGGGAUGCAGCUGAUCGAGAAGCACCCUGAUGGCGGACGCAAGCUCACGUCCAAGGGCCAGAGAGAUCUUGACCACAUUGCCAACAAGAUUGUGGGCAAGCAGAGGGCUGCCAAGAAGGAGGCCGGACCUAUCAUCAUCUCCUAGAGCGAACUCUGGCGAUUGUAAGAAGAUGAAAUAAAGAAGUGGCGCUUCGGAGACAAAA